This is a messenger RNA of Monopterus albus (swamp eel), 1257 nucleotides long. RefSeq names its product protein phosphatase 1 regulatory subunit 37. The record is from RefSeq and is a predicted model, not a curated record. NCBI's taxonomy places the organism in Eukaryota, Metazoa, Chordata, Actinopteri, Synbranchiformes, Synbranchidae. The transcript has 11 exons. Gene Ontology annotation, molecular function: protein binding. Bases 1 to 1257 code for a protein of 418 amino acids.
AUGGUGCAGGGUGCGUGUGUAGGUGGCGGUGUGAAAUGUCUGGAUCUCAAAGGUGAGCGAUUAGACCACCGCUCCUGUGAAGCUCUGGAAGUCGUCCUGAAAUCGCUGCACUUUGAUUUCAUCAAUCUGCAGGCUGCUCAACUGGAAGAAAAUGGAGCAUCGUCCUUGCUGGAUAUGAUUUUGUACUAUGAAUCUACAACCCAUCUUGACAUUUCUGACAACAGUAGUAUGGGAACAUCUGGUUGGAGGGCCCUCGCUCAUUUGAUAAAGCAGAGUGUGCGUCUGUCCAGGCUGGAUGUAUGUAACGUGCCCAUGGCUGACUACCCGGCCCAGUCUCUAUCUCAAGCUCUGCUGACCAGCCGGCUCACAGUGCUGCACCUUCAUAAUGCCCAGCUCAGCGGCAUGCCCCUGUACACUCUAGUUGGUGCACUGAAGAAAAACAAAGCUUUGCAAGAGCUCCACCUUACCAACAAUCUGCUAAACAGCUACCAGGAUGCCCUGCAGCUUGGAGACCUACUACGCUACAACACCACUUUACAGACUCUGGAGAUCAGCAACAAUGCUGUAGCAGAUGAUGGUUUGGAGGAGCUGUGUGAUGGUCUGAGAUGGCAGACGGCAGGUCUGAAGGUCUUAUUCCUAAGGAAUAACCAGAUCACUGCAAAAGGCAUGGUCCAUCUGGCUAAGACUCUGCCAGUGCUGAAGGUGCUGCAGGUCCUGGAUUUGGGUGAGAACCUGCUGGGAAAUGAAGGCAUCCAGAUCAUCAGAGAGCCUUUAAUGGUGAACUGCUCAGUACUGCAGCUCAGCUUGGCCCAAGCCAGCAUCACCUGUCAUGGUGCUGUGGCAUUGGCUGAGUUCCUUGCCGAGAACCAUCACAUUCAGCGUCUAGACCUCCGUCAGAAUCAGGUGAAGCUUGGAGGACUAAUGGCCUUGUGUCUGGCCCUGAGGAUCAACCGCUCUCUUGCUAGCCUGGAUUUGGACCACAUGCCCCCACAGGAGCAGUUCAAAGAGAUGUCAGAGGGGGUGGCAAGCUGGGCAAUCCAGUUGCUUAUGAAGACUCGUGCUACAUCAGGGGUCGCAGUGGAUGACAGAGGAAUGGUCUCUGGCCACCUGGUGGCUCUGCCCACCACAAGAAAGCAUGGGGUGGAACACCACCUUUCCACUAUGGGCCCACCAGUAUAUGUCUGUGGUUGCUGUCUAGCCAUCACCAAGGCUGAGUUUGCUACCAUGGAGAAGCUGGGACUCAUCCGCUGCUCUUAA